Messenger RNA from Topomyia yanbarensis, 12654 nucleotides. RefSeq names its product Kv channel-interacting protein 1. The record is from RefSeq and is a predicted model, not a curated record. NCBI's taxonomy places the organism in Eukaryota, Metazoa, Arthropoda, Insecta, Diptera, Culicidae. The coding region runs from base 1414 to 2034 and encodes 206 amino acids. The transcript has 6 exons. Gene Ontology annotation, molecular function: calcium ion binding.
CAGCAGGUCCUUGCUAUUCGAGGUGGAAGAAAGGUUCAGUCCCACGGUCGCCUCCGAGAGACAAUCCAGCACGAGUGGCAGCAAGACGCGAAAUACACGGCAGUGGUCAAGGAUAAUGUCAACUUAAGUUUGGAGAAAAAGUUCAAAAGAUUCCAUCCUGGCUCUGUUGGCCAGGUUAGCUACUGGUUCGGGUGAUCAAGGUGUCAGGAAUAUUUUUGAGGGAUGUUGGUUUAACGUGUCAGCAGUCACUGAAGUGGUUUAUCUAACUUUUCAUGCUUGACGUUACUCGUGUGCAAUGAAACGUAAAAGCUUGAUGUUGAAUGAUAAUCUACGCGUUUGGAAAUCCUUAGAAGUGUGUUAGAAAAGCUAUGCAAGAAGAAAUGUUAAUUGAUAUCACGUCUGGAAAUCUGGAAAAAUAGCACACGAGUGAUGGGUGGGAAUUUUCAGAUGCUUUCCCAGCAGCAUUUUAAUACUCGAGAAGCCGUGUCCGUCUGUAUUUGUGUGCGUGUGUCUGUCGGAGGACAGAAGGUAUAUGGCGGAUAGAGCAGUUAGCCCAUCCUGAAUUAAGGUGUCGAAGGAAAAUUGACUGAAAAGUGUACACCUAGUCCAAGUGAUAAGAUGAAACAGUUAGCUUAAUUCGUCAAAAUGAUCGGGGCAACAUGAUGGAACAAGCUUACGGGAUAAUCUAGACACUAGUCGGGCUGACAGACAGCAGCACACACCAUCGUAAAUUCAAACUUGGGUGGAGGUGCUUCAAUCGAGUGUGUGAGUUUGUGUGGGUGGAAAGCUCAUUUUCCAUUUCGUACACAGUCCUUCCGCAGACUCCUCUUUCUUUGUCUUGUUUCCCCCAUGCAACAGUGGUGGCCUAUGAUUCCACGUGUUUGAAUGGUAUCUGUGCUGGCUCUGGCAGGCUGGCUGGUACGCCCAUCUGAUGGUUCAAACAAUCAUUGGAAGCCUUGAUUUCAUUCUCACGCACUCCGAAUUGGUGUGCCCGUUUCGACGAACAGGAAUAACGAUGUCAACUUAGCCGAAAAGUGGAUAUUUACAGUGCUCUUGAGCUUCGGAACCACCAGACAGAUAAUCAAUAUUUUAUGCAACAACAGCAAUAAAGGCAACUAUUUAACCACCGUUUAACCUGGUACAAAAUAACCAUCCUACAACGCAUUAAUUCACCAUCGCCACCCACCAGCAGCGGUCCGAUCGAUGAAUAACAACCAACGGUAAUGGUAUUAGAAGGAAACUUUUGAAACCCAUUAGCCGAGCAUCCUCAAUUCGAAAGUUAACACACCAACGAGCCCAUCAUUGAGCCGGAAGCAUAGCUGCAAAACGUUCGAUCCAUCCCGGAAAGUUAUCUGAACUUGCUCGUUUUCGCAAGGCGCAAGGAAACGGAGAAAAAAGUGAAUCAAUGCGAGUAUGGCAACCCCACCGGACAGUCCAAUCGAGGAGGUUAUAUACGAGUUGGAGCCCACCCGAGCACCGAAACCUAUUCCUGUGGCACUCGAGGACCUUUGCCAGCUCACAAAGUUCACCCGCCAAGAAAUCCGAGUCAUGUAUCGGGGAUUCAAAACGGAAUGCCCCGAUGGAGUAGUACACGAAGAUAGUUUUAAGGAUAUCUACGCGAAGUUUUUCCCCCACGGAAAUUCCAGCCUUUAUGCACACUAUGUGUUCAAAGCAUUCGAUGUUAAUUGUAACGGAUCCAUUAGCUUUCGGGACUUACUAGUGACUCUAUCAACGCUGCUGCGAGGUUCCGUUUACGAGCGAUUACGAUGGACAUUCCGAUUAUAUGACAUCAAUGGAGACGGCUGUAUCAGCCGAGGCGAACUAGGUGAAAUAGUGACUGCAGUGCAUGAGCUUAUGGGUAGGAGGCCAAACCAACCGGAUGACGACCAGAAAGCUAGAGAACAGGUGGAUCGAGUAUUCCGAAAGCUGGACCUCAAUCAGGAUGGCAUCAUCACGAUCGAAGAGUUCCUGGAAGCCUGUCUCAAGGAUGACGUCGUUACCAAGUCAUUGCAAAUGUUCGACACUUGCCUUUGAUGACCGUCGUCCGAAUGUGUUGCUGAUGGUCAAUUGAAGACAGCGGAUCUGGAACGUUUUGCGCUGAUACAUUUGUAGAAUAAAUCUGGUGGCGGGAAGGACUGUUAUUAUGAUUUAACCGGUAUUAGUUAGGCUAAAUUUCGCUAGAAUUAUUACUGUACUUUGAAAUGAACUGUUUUGCUAGUAUCAAAUCAGUAUAGUGCAUUGGUGUACUAGUUUACAUUCCAGAAGGCUGGAGACUCCUAUGGGACUUCUUUUCUGCUGAGUAUAGGAAUAGUCUGUAAACUCGGUGUCCCAACCAGUUGCUCACGGUAUGGUUUUGUGGGAAUAAUGCUGAAUGACAAUUUAUUUCUUGAAAAUAAUUGGAACAAAUUGUUCAUCGAUAUAUCGACGAAAAUUAUUUUCUGUUGAUACCGCUCGUCAUCCGGCGCACACCUUCUUCAACCACGGUCUAACUGAUUCACCCAGUGGCGUAGCCAGGGCCCCAAACCAAAAUUAAUUGGAUUGAAAAAAAAAUUGAUACUGACGAAUUUAAUUUAAUAUUCCACAAAAUAUUUUUGGAAAAAUAUUCUCUGAUCACUACAUUGAGAACUGUGUUUAAAGCGUCACUUUUAAACUUUUGGAAAAUUGUGGGAAGCGGAUCUUGUAACUUAUUUCUUAGCCAAAAUCCCAUAGUUGUCAAAUUACUUCAAUGUAAAAUAAAAUAACUGUCUGAAUUAUUAUGAGCUCAUUUUUGGAAAGAUGCUUCAAAAUAUAGAUUAGAGACAAUUUUUCGAAUGGGAAUCUAAAUUUGAAUAGGUUGAUUGCAUAUAAAACAUAAGCUUAUUUACCGAAAACUUGCAUACAUUUCAACAUUUGCUGAAAAUGUAUUUUUUUUAGAUUGUGUAGAGUUUAGACAACAAUUCAAUAUGGUUAACAACAAGAAUAACAUUUCAGAAACUAGUUGAAAGCUGAUGUAAUUUUGUCUCUAGCAGGUCAGGAUCGGUUUUAUGAGCAUUGGAUUUUUGUUGUAUUAUCAACUAUAUGAAUAGCCUCUUAGCAGGAUACAAUGAAUGGCGUACUAAAAUUUUGUGUGCUACGUACUGCAAGUUGUGAGGUUGACUAAUGAAGAAAAGUAAAAUUAUUGCUCUAUAAAUUUUUAACGGUCACGAUCACAUUCAUUCGAAACUGCCAAAUUUCGAUGUUAAGUAACAUUGAAGAAUUUCAAAACGUAAAACUGUUCAUCUGCUGAUAGAAUAAUUUUGACGGUUAAUCCUCCUAGAAGUAAUUAUAGAGAAGAAUUACUCUUCAAGCAAAUUUGGGUCUAGACUUAAUGUCUCCAGCAAAGUUUUCGAAAGUGCUAUUUCAAACAACUUUGUCAAAGACAUUAAUAUCCCACAUAUUCAGAGUAUCGAAUUAUAGUAGUAGAAAACCUUUACAACAAGCUAUUCUGAAAUUACUGUAUUUGAUAAAUCUCUUCUGCGGUAAUUAAAUAAUAAAUUCACAUUGCGUUCAAGGUGCCUUUGAACUUACAAAAAAAAAUAAGGGAACUGGAUUUAAAACAAAUAAUUCCCAGAUAUUAAAAGGACUCAAAAACACAAAGAGUGAUUCCAUUUUCAGGAGCUAGCAUCAAUUCGGCGCUAGCUUAGUCCGCCCACCAAGUUAGUGUCGGAUUCUGAUGAGAUGAAGUCGAAACGCAAGUUUCAGUUCCAUCCAUCCAUAAUUUAGUUAUAGGUUUUGUGUUCUCAACUCGCAAUGAUUGUUUCAAACAAUUUUAUCCGUAGCGCAGAAAAAAAAGUUUUCACCUAAAUUUUUCUUCACUAAGGAGAAAUAUAGCAUGCACAGUCCAUUUAAAUCCCUAUAUGUUGAAUUCAUGUAGCCUUCAUAUUUUCAACAAAAUUGUUUGAAAUGACAUUAUCAAAAACUUUGCUGAAGGCACCAUCUCUCUUAAUAUUUUUGAAAAAUUAAUUCACCAUAAUUACCUCUAUGAGAAUUAAUCACUAAAAUUUCUAUAUCAAAGCAGGCGCUGUUUUAUGUUGAUAACUUCCCGAAGUUGCCAAACCUUCAAAGUCUAGGAUUAUUAUAUUAGGUAAUCUUGAACGUUGAAAAAUUAUCCCACUUUAAAAGAUCGCAAUUUUUGACUUCAUUGACAUAUUAUACAAGAAAAUAAUCUAUAGAGGUUUGAAAACUGUUCCAUGUUGAUCCUUCUUGUUUGUAGACUGGAAUGACGUCUGUUAGACUACUUAUGUUUUUGAGUUUUCAAUAAUUUAUCAAACUCAUAUUAAAUUUUAAGAUUUUUUCAAAAAAUUUGCGAUUUUCAUCAAAACCCCCUCCAAACCAAAUUUCUGGCUACGCCACUGGAUUCACCCAAAUCUUCAUCCGACCCAUUUCUCUGAUGUCUGCUUUCUCUAUCUUCAAUAUUCGCUUACAGCACACCAUUGCUGUAAUGACUGCUGGCUAAAUUUGGCCAAAAUGUAAAUGGACUUCCGAAUACUUCCGAAUUCAAAGUCUCGUCACAAAAACAUUGGUUUUCUUGUCACUAUUUUUUUGCUAAUUAAAGGAUAUCGCAUCAUGUGACAAAGACGAGUUUGAGAAACAAAAGUUUACUACGUUGAAAAAGCGUUGAAAAGUAACUCCGUUUCAGAAUUAGACAUUAUAAUUCGACAGACUUUUCAGCUGGUUGGGACUUGAAUACGUGAUGGCUAAUUCUUUGCAUAUAUAGUCUUAUUUAUUACUGUCCGGGAAAAAAAACUAAUUCUUUUAAAAUUAUCGAUAGUUCGGAAAUGGCUGCUUGUCAAAUUACGAAUUCAUAAAGUAUAUGUUUGAGAAUUUCAUAUCAUAGUCCACAAAAUUAAAGCAAUAUUAUGUUAUGAUAAAGUAAUAUAAUAUUGUAACAGACUAGGAUAAAAUUAUGUUAUCAUAUACUUAAUUCUUGUUUUGAUAAUUAAUUUUAACAUUUAGAAAUGAACAAUUUUCAAGAAGCCAUAAUAGUACAUAUAUAGAGAGUUCAAAGGGAUAAUAAAAACAUAGUAAACCGUGAAUAAAUUAGAAACUGUGAAAUCAUCUCUGAGAUGAGUGUAUAUGAGUUACACUAGUUUAGGCCACAACAGAAUUGAGAAAACGCGUGUAGUUUAGAAGUAACGAUAUCGACUGGAACAGUAUUUUAAAUUGCGACAUAACCUUAGUGAUAGUCAAGAGUAAAGCAAAAACUUUAGCAAAAAGCGAAAAUUUAUUUCUAAAAAAAGAUUCAAAGAGGUAGAUUAACUUAAAGACACAGGCGUUCGUUGACAAUAGACAAUCGUUUUGACACAGAAGAGUAGCUUCAAAAGAGCUGCUAAAAAUUAUUCAUGCUGUGUAGAUAAAAUUAGAAAAAAAACAUCAACAAAGUUAAAUUACAUGCAAAUGACUUGAGGAAAAAUAAAUAACUAGGCAGGAACAUAAUGCUAAAACCUCACAAGAGAAAUCAUAAACAACUAUAAUUAGAAGAAGUACCUUGAAUUGUUUUUUUUUUUUCGUUAUCUGUAACAUAGUAACGCAAUUUUUUACAAUAAUUCUUGAUUUUGCAUGGUCAGAAAUGGUUGUAAACAAUAUCAAAAUAGUUUCUAAGCAUUCAAGGCGGAAACAUUAAAACACCAAUAAUGUAAGUAUUAGUGGCAACAUAACCAAAUCCAGCUAUAUAAUUUAACUCUGAAAGACUGUUCAGCUACUAUCGAACACAUGUGAAAACACAGUAUUAAAUAGGAAUAUGUGUUUGUGCUUUCUCCUCUGUGCGUUUCAUCACUACAAGAAUUCAAAAAGUUAUCGAUGUGUAUAAACUAGUUUAAUCACGAAUAUUAGCACAAAACUACCAUUCAAACAAUUUUGAUCUUCAUGUUUAGAGCAACAUUUGAAGCAAACUGUGCACGCAUGUCUGCCAAGCAAUUAUACCAUACAUAGUUCAGAGUUUACCAAUGGGGAAGUCAUCGAGAUUUUGGAACAUUGUACAGUUAGUGGCUUUGCAUAUAAAGCCAUAUUUUUACAAACAGUUUGCAAAAAGGUUAAACAAGUAAAGCUGAAACCGCAAUACAGGAAAUAUUUUAAAAGAACAGAAUGAGCAGAUACUUUUGAUCAUUUUUAUAGUGCAAUUAUGUACACUUUAACGAGUUGAUGACGAGCAACAGAAACGAAGGUGUAAAGAUAAGCGAAAUGAUAAGUUGAAACAAAGUGUAACUAUGAUGACUUCGGACUUGAGCCUCACGGCAUUUAUUUACAGACAUCAUCCUAACACGAAAUCAUUUGUUUUUUCUGUGCGUUUCCGCGCAAAUUGUAAACAUGUAAAAUGCUGAAACGACUUCCAGCGAGAACCAUAACGGAAUAUACACAAGCUUUCAAAAUAAUUACCGUAGAUUGAACGAAAAACCAUGUUCAAUGAUUCAAUAAACCACCAAAAAAACGGGUAUGCUGUUAGGUUAAAAUGAGUACCUGAUCAUUAGUUUUCUUCAGUCUCCUAUUUGACUUCGCCAAUCACCAUAUUAACUUGUCAGUCAGUCGUGACAGUAACGCAAUCCGGAAACCAUAUUUUUACUUAAACUUAUUUUGGCGUUGAAGCGUUAUUUUAAAGGGUGUUUUAAUUGUUUUUUUUUUCAAGAGAGAUUUUCUGACGAUUGAUAUUAUUUUAAUUUUUUUCAGUUUUCUUUAAAAUUUUAUCACGAAACAUGAACAACGUUUCAUAAUUUCGGAAUUUUGAAUCAAAAUAACCGUUCGAUCAAGUGAACUUUUCACCGGUUACUGCGAAAGAAUUAUCUUUUCAAGCGUGACUCAUGUUUGAUAAAAUGGGUAUAUAAACAAACAAAACUGCCUAGUCGGUGUGACGAGCAUCCAGAGCAGAUCCUAGAUAUUCCAUUACCCAUUCGAAUGGUAAUGGUAUCUGGUGGUCAGUUUUCUUCACAAAUUAUGCUAGAGCCAACGUCAACAUCACUUGCGAACAACCCUAGUAACAAUUGUGGUUUUAUGAUAGUUUUAUAGCUAUAAAACUCAUAAAACUUAGAUGGCACUUGUAGCGUGCUAUAAAACUUCAAUUGUUACUUGGGAAUGGUUGGACAUCGUCAAUAGCUGUUUGCUAUCAGAGACGGAUCCAGGUGGAGGGUCCUGGGGGUCCGGACCCCUUCCAAAAUUUUCAACUGUGUGUAGUCUGAAUUUCAUAUUAGUUUCAAACUUAAAAUAUUUUCAAACCUAAUCAAUACUGAUUUUCAGUCUUCCCAAAUGAACAUCGAACACCAUGUUCGCUCUAGCCCUGUGCUCAUCCUACACCAUCAUUUCGUGUGCAAACUCGAACGCGCUAAUGCGUACCAAAACACAAGCACAUGUUCGUCUGCACAACCGAACCCCAUGUACGUACGCGGUGUUUGUACACACAGAUUCUUGAUACUAGCUUUCUCUUUCUCUCACCCAUCAUCACUAGCAUUGACUCAUUCUGUUUUGGGUGUGCCUUUCUUAUGUACGCACACGGCGCACGUACAUGAUGUUUAAACUUGAAUUUGCACAUCGUUCGCUUGGGUUCGGUGUUCGAUGCGAACCAGUACACAAAGGCAAAGCAUGUUUGAGGUUGAACGCGUGCACGAAAUUUUGUACACGGGUGCAAACUUGUCGAUGUUCGUGGGACGACUGCUGAUCAUUAAGUGAGGUUUUUACGCAAAACAUAUUGUACAAUGUUUAUUUUAAAAUCGAAAUUUCGAGCCCUUCCGAUUUUUUUCUGGAUCAACCGCUGGUUGCUAUCAAAUAUUGUUACACAAGAUUUGGAAGACCUUCUGUUAAAACAAGGUGGGUUGUAAGUUAUACGGGUGUUACAGUCAUCGAUUUAUUGAAUACGAUUUUCGAUAGACAAAUCCUACGAAAAACGAUAACGUCGGUUGGCUGCUUCGUUCUUGCGGUUUGGCGUUUAUAGAAUUUUUGUGCUAUGUCAAGCUUCUUGUCUACACUGACAAACAGUAAAUAACUGAUGAGCUAGGGGUCAGCAUCGAAUGCGUUACUCGUGAAAUUUCAUCAGUCGUUCUCGAAAAAAUGACCAAAAUUCAACCGACAGAUUUGGAUAUGCAAGACGUAGUUGUGGUUGAUAUUGGUCAAAAGUUGUCUCAAAACAUUAACCCUUUGCGACGCAGUGGUACGUAUACGUCCCACCUACUUCUCCUAAAUUUUUAUUGGAUUUCUAGCACUAGUUUACAAAUUUUGGGUUAAUUGCAUGAAGUUAAGAAAAAAUAUGUUUUCUAAGUCAAUUUUGGGUCGCUGAACACGAAAAUCAUAUCCAUUUUCUUUUUCAAAGAACCGUUUUUGUGAUUUUUUAAAAAAAAGGUGCUUUUGAGCACUUUUUGCAGUUUUUGACCAAUAUCUCGGGAACAAAUCUUCUCAUUAACAAAAAACGACUCACCAUUCGAAAGAUAUUGAUGUGCUCAUUCCAAAAAUGUAUAACAUGUUGGAUAAAAUAUCAACAAUUUGGGUUAUGAGCAACCAAAGUCAAAAAAGUAGUGUUUGAUAAAAUUACUAAUUUUUGGUUGAUUUUUCAUAAAAAAAUAAAUCAGUAAAAAAUCUUUUAAAAUUUCAUGUGACAGGCAAACUUCUCACGUGAAUUUUAAGCCUAAUACCACGAAAAUCCGACAAAAACUGGUGAUGUUAUUAGGCACCGAGUGAAAAUUGCUCUGUUUUUCACAUAUCUCUUAAAUACGAUUGCACUAGUUUACAAGAAAAAUGAAGUUACGAGAAAAAGUGAUUUCUAGAUUAACCCUUUCAUGCCCAACUUUUUUCUAGUGCAUGUAGGGUUUCAAAACUAUUUUUCCUUGAAAACGGUGGGGUCAAGAAACUCGAAAAACCUUUUUUCAGAAAGGUAGGUGCUUUCCUUGCAGUGCUAGAAGCUGCUCAAUUUUUACCUUCCAAUGCUCAGUACAAUUCUCCUAGAGUAUUUACAAUAGUCCAACUGCGUGAAAAACGUAGCCAAAAAUAGUCUAAAUUGAUAAGUUUUAUCAGUUUUCACUAAUAUUGCAACAUAACGAAGUUAUAUGAAAAAUUCAUUUUUCGUCGUAAACGUAAACGGUCCCUGGCGGCACUGCUCCAUUGGAGUUCAAUCAGACUAAUUGCAAUAACUUAAGUUCUAGAGCUGAUCCUUAUAACUGUUAAUACUCAAAUGAAAGCUAAUAGUCACAUUUGUUAGCCUUACUUGUUUUUGUGAGCAAAUCUUGCCUCAAUCAAAAGUUAUAGGUGUUUAAAAACGUUGUUGUCCACAAACAACAUGGGCCUGAAUGGGUUAAUUUCGGGUCGCUGAAUACGAAAAUAAUACUCUAUUUCUCUUUCAAAGAAGUGCGAGUUUAAAAAAAACGUUUUUCUUUUGCUUCCGCUUUUUUCAAAGGUUUUCUUUUUUUAUGUCUUCAACUUGACUUUAUGACAAGUUGGGGUCAAUUGAAAUUUUUUACACUUUCUAAGAAAAGCAACAUCUUUAUGUAAUCCCGCCAACUCAGGAAUUUCCUUUCAAAGAGAAUUUUGACAGUUGGCUUUUAAGCCGUAAUCGUAUGUUUGUCGAGAAAUGUACAUUUAUUAUGAUUACAAUCGACCAAAGUAAAAAUAAUUCUAAUGUUCGGCCUUUUUUAAAAAAAAUGCAUAUUUCUAGUAAUUUUUUUUAUAAUAAAUCAAGGACAGAAGAAAAUUCUUUUAGAAUCUAAUGAGACAAACAAUCUUUUUGCAUAAAUUUUAAUCCAAUAGUCACAAAAGUCGGAUGAAAAAUGUAGAUGGUAUGAAGCACUGAGUGAAAAUUGUAACUUUUUAUUUUUCGCGCAAUCAUAAUUUCGGCUUAAAUAAUCUUCUAUACUUGAUAGUUAUUGUUUGUGUUGGGUACUGUCUUCUCGAGCUUGCAUCCAUCCAUCCUGCGGCAUUUGAAUGGUUUUGGAUAUUUCAUUGUACAACUAAGUCCUCUUUUUAAAAUGUGGAAAUUUCGUUGGAAAAGUUUUGUUUUGUCUGUGGUGAGUAAAUAUUUUACGAAUUAAAGGAAUUUUAGCCUUCUGCUUCAACAGGCUUCACAGCAGAUUCUCAGUUCACAGAAUAUUACAUGGCUAGUGCUACGAUCCCACUGAGACUCCUUCCCGAUAGGGACUCGAAUAUUUGACGACUGGCUUAUGAGACCAGUGCUACACCCUCUAAACCGCCGCACCAGGGCAGGGUCCACUAACAUCAUAAAAUUUCCAUUUCGCUCAAUGUGCCAUAGCAUCAACAUUUUCCAUCCGAUGUUAGUGAUAUUAGGCUUAAAAUUAACGUAAACAUAUUAUUCGUCAUCUUAGAUUCUAAAAGGUCCGAAAAAAAAUUGUUUUUCGGUAAAAAAAAUCAUUUAAAAAUUAGUUACUUUUAAAAACGGUCAAAAAUGCACUUUUUUAAACUUUGGUCGCUUGCAGCACUAAAAAUUCUACAUAUGGAUGACACAUAUUAUAUGUUUUUGGAAAGGGCAUCUCGGUAUCUUUCAACCUGCAUAUUGACUAAAUUAAUUGAAUGAUUUUGACAAGAAAUAUUGAUUAAAAACUACAAAAAGUGCUCAAAAACGAGUUUGUUGAGAAAAUCACAAAAUCGCUUCUUUGAACAAAAAAAUGAAUAUUGAUUUCGUAUUCAGCGACCCAAAAUUAGUCUAAAAAAUACUUUUUCUUGAAGCUUCAUUUUUCUUGUAAACUAGUGUAGUUAGCGUUGACAUAUAAAUACGAUUUUUUUCUUUUAAUCAACUCUUAAGGAUGUAAGGAGUACAACUAGCACAAAAAAUUAUGUGAAUUUGUUAAUUCCUUAAACAAUUAAAACUCGAAAAUCUCGUUCUUUUACAAUAACUUCGGCUGUGUCUGAACUAAAAGUCCUAGAGAUCUAAAAAUAUUUUUGCAAGUAUCUUAAACAUUGAACUAAAUAAUAGAUUUUUUGUAGAAAUUUUCAUAGGUUUUUUCGAAAAAAAAUGAUCAAAACAUGCAUGGAGUUUAUUAUUAUGUUGGUCUAUAAAAGUAAGAAUUUAUUAUUAUGUUGGUCUGGUCUAUAAAAAAUUCUGAGCGACAGGGAUGACUUCUCAGUUAGCAUAAAUAUAGAAUAUGUAGUUUUUGAGGUCGCUGAUUACGGGUCUGAUAACAGAAUUUGUAAAUUCAAAAUGUCGGCUACACAAUGGCAGCCAUUUUUAUGAAAUUUGCGAAUUUUGUUACAAUGAGCAUAAAACAGUCGCAAUAUUGUAUCCGCCAUUAUGAAUUUUAAGUUUUCGACAUUAGAAUCAAAAUCAGCGUCCCCGAAAACCUAUAUAAAGCUAAAAAUAACAAUAUUAACUAUGAAAAAAAAAUCGUGUCGCAAAGAGUUAAGUAACUUUUCACGUUUAUGAGUUUCAGAGAAUCAUUUUAAAUCAUUCUUUCGAGGAUAUCAAUUAUCUGCGAUGAAUAUGUUCUGUAACAUAUAGAUUCGAAUUGUUGAUAUUGGUGAUACAUUUGCGGUGUUGGCAGAAAAAAAAUUUCAUUCAAAAUUGCAUUCAAUUUGAUCAUUUUAUCGCAAAAUCGUAAUAACAUGUUCAAAAAAAUCCUAGUAAGUUACUGUUUUCGGAAAAUUUGUAAACCAUUUUGAACUAUCACACUUCUAUCUUGUUGGGGUGGGAUGGUGUCUUUUUUUGUAUUUGAGUGAAAUAGUGUCUUUUCCCCUAUAAACUUCAAACGUGAUGCGCAAAGCCUCCAAAAUUUACAGUCAUUUGAGCCCCAAAAAGGGAUUGAAAAGUACCGUGCUCGCUCAUUCAAUGUAUGUUUUUGUUUAAAGUAUAUUUUUCAUACGGACAGAACAAAACUCACAAUUUAUUUCAUUCCCAAAUUAAAUUAUCACAUUCUGUCAAUUAUUAUUAAUUGAAUUCUUGACAUUUGUUCAAGAAAGAUUUCAACAUGUCCGUACAUACUUGUUCAUUCAUUUCACUACUAUACAUUACACACCGAAUUAGCCAAAACUACCACAUAGAGAAGAUCAAAACUUAUUGCUAACAGCAUGAAUAUGAAUAUAUAAAGCACGUUAAAUAGGGAAAAAGCCAGCUAGCCGUAAAUAGAACUAUCUAACAAACAAACAAAAACGAACACGAGUUAAACAUUUUAGCAAAACAAAUUAUAAAACCACUAUUGUAAUAGAUUCAAAAUAAGCUGUUUUUAAUGUACCUGUGUAUGAAAAGCUUGUAAAUUAACAAGAAACCAACUUUAGUCGUAAGCAAGAAACCGCAACAGAACCGAAAACUCUCUCCCACCAAUGUUUGACUCUAGUGUAGCGAACAGACAAGAAAAAUGCCAUAGUUUUAGAAAUCGAAGUUAUCGCAGAAAAUAAAUCCACCAGCAACAUGUUUGGCCGAGCGCUAGACAAAAAAAGAAAAAAAAAACAUGAAGAAUUCCAGAAUUUAUUUUGAGCGUGAAAAAAAGAAUGGACUCUUUCGGAAAAUGAUUUUAGAAGGAAUAUCUACUAUUAUUGUAUUAUAGUACUAAAUUGAUUUCAGUCUAAUGUUCAGUUCUAGAAAACGAAGCGAGAUAAUGGAGAAAGUAAAAAACAGACAAAUGUUAUUUAAUAUUCAGAGAUAAUAUUAGAGCGGAUAAGGAGAUGCAAUUGUUCCAAUAAAAUGCAAAGCAGAAAAUAUAUGUUUAUGAAAAAAUA